UCUGUUUCCUGUUUUGUAACACAACCAAUGUGCAUAUUACAAAAGAGAAAAUUAUAGAACGGYGCGAAGAGAUCCCGGUAGGGGUAAGAUCACCAGGAAAUGGCUCACGUGUGCAUACACUGGUUCCGUAAGGGACUCCGGUUACAUGACAACCCAGCACUGAUGGCUGCACUGACAGACUGUAAAGAGCUUUACCCUGUGUUCAUCCUGGACCCUUACCUUCACCACACCAAAGUUGGCAUCAACCGCCAGAGGUUCCUCAUCGGGGCACUCAAAGACCUGGACUGCAGCCUGAGGAAACUCAACUCCAGACUGUUUGUCCUGAGGGGGAAACCAGAAGAUGUGUUCCCAAAAUUGUUCAACAGGUGGAACGUAACAAAGCUUACUUAUGAGUAUGACACAGAGCCGUACAGUCUACGUCGGGAUGAGAGAGUGGCCAGUCUGGCAAAGGAACACGGAGUCGAUGUCAUCUACAAAAUCUCCCACACGCUUUACAAUAUAGAAAGAAUAAUUGAAGAAAACAAUGGAAAACCUCCUCUAACUUACAAACGUUUGCAAGCAAUAGUGCAAAAUCUUGGUCCACCCAAGAAACCAAUCCCUGCUCCAACUUUGGAAAACAUGAGAGAUGUUAAGACUCCUCGCUCACAGAAGUAUGAGGACGAAUACAGGAUUCCAACUUUAGAGGAGCUUCAACUGGACUCACAGUUUCUGGGAGAGGAGCUGUUUCCUGGAGGAGAACAGGAAGCUCUGAGAAGACUAGAUGAACACAUGAAAAGAACGGGAUGGGUGUGUAGCUUUGAGAAGCCUCAGACUUCUCCAAACUCCCUGAGUCCCAGCACCACGGUCCUGAGUCCUUACGUCACCUUUGGGUGCCUCUCAGCAAGAACGUUCUGGUGGAGGCUCACUGAGGUGUACCGGGGGAGAAAGCAUUCGGCUCCUCCAGUGUCCCUUCAUGGUCAGUUGCUCUGGAGAGAGUUUUUCUACACCUGCAGUGUGGGGAUCCCUAAUUUUAACAAAAUGAAUGACAACCCAGUGUGCACAAAGGUGGAUUGGGACACAAACCAGCAAAAUCUUGCUGCAUGGAGAGAGGCUCGGACUGGUUUCCCCUUCAUUGAUGCAAUCAUGACUCAGCUGAGGCAGGAGGGCUGGAUCCACCACCUGGCCCGACAUGCUGUCGCUUGUUUUCUCACCAGAGGAGACCUGUGGAUCAGCUGGGAAGAAGGACAGAAGGUCUUUGAGGAUCUCUUACUGGAUGGUGACUGGGCUCUGAAUGCAGGAAACUGGCAGUGGCUGUCGGCAAGUGCUUUCUUCCACCAGUUUUUCAGGGUUUACUCCCCCAUCGCGUUCGGUAAAAAGACGGACAAAAACGGAGACUACAUUAAAAAGUACCUUCCUCUGCUGAAGAAGUUUCCACCAGAGUACAUYUAUGAGCCUUGGAAGGCUCCCCGCAGUGUCCAGCAAGCAGCAGGAUGCAUUGUGGGAAAAGACUACCCACAUCCAAUAGUACAGCACGAACAGAUCAGCAAGAAAAACAUUCAGAGAAUGAAGGAGGCUUAUGCUAAGAGGUCUUCAGACAACAAUGAGUCACCUAUCAAAAAGCAAGGUGUGAAGCGAAAUGCUCCAUCUGUCAUUGAAAUGCUGCAGAAGAAGAGCAGGAAAGAGUAAUGGGACACAAUGAAGAAAAUGUACAAAUCACUUAAUAAUUACCACAAAGCAAUCUUUAUCAUAAGUUACUGAAUAUAUUAAGGAUUUUGGGACCUUGUAUAAAAAAUGUUCUGUCUGACCUUUUUAUUAUGCAUAUCAUAAAUCAUUUUCCCUUUGUGUUAAAUGUUUAAAAGGUACUGGGAGAAAAAAAGUUGCAUUUAAAGUUAAGCUGAUAAGCAGCGCAGGAGUUGAUGAGUUGCAAACAGAAGAAUCUGAGCAAAGACGUCUUGCACCUAAAAAUKUUACUUUUUCCUCAAAUUAAUAUUUAGACUAAGAUUACUGGAUAUCUUAUUAUUAACCCUAAAAGUAUUUUUAUUGUUUCUUGCCUUCUAGCUAAAGUAAGUGCCUUUUAUUUUACAUAUYGCUGCAAACCUAUUUCUGCCUAAAUAAAGACGAUGCGAAAUAUAAUUGGUGCUAAUUAUC
Molecule: messenger RNA, 2127 nt
Organism: Poecilia reticulata (guppy)
Lineage: Eukaryota; Metazoa; Chordata; Actinopteri; Cyprinodontiformes; Poeciliidae
Source: RefSeq, a predicted model, not a curated record